UGUCUAUCUCAUUUUUUUACGUUUUUCACUUUUUAAUGUAGGUAGAUUUAAAGUUUAAUUUGGCUUGGCCUACUCAGGCACAUAUCUCAAAAUUCACAAAAUUGUUGUAGUUAUUCGCUAUAGAAAUUCCAUCUAAGUUAAGAGCACGUGUAUUAUUCUGCCAAUACUGUUUAUCUCUUUUCCAUUGCGGCUGUACCUCGCCGCAUCUAGCGUGAGACUGACAAAUUGGCAAGUGGCAGGGCCCGGCAGUGCGUGCGGUUCGAGGAUGCGACAGUGAUAGAUUAGAAAGAGACAGUUUAUUGUAUUCAAAAGUAGCAAAGGAGUAGUUUCAGUUGUUCGCUAGAGUUUCGACAAGUUUAGUAGUAAAAUGGCUAAUCGGUUUAAGGGAUUUAGAUCAAACAUGAUCUUGAGUCUACUGAAGGCUGAACAUGAACCUAAUAAUGUUGGACGUGACGAUAAUACAACAAAAAACAUAAAACCUGAAUCCUCUGCACUAACACAUAAUAAAAACUUUGAUCCACCUAUGAAACAAAUUGUUAUAGAUAAGCAUGAGCGUAUUCUUCUGGAAAAACAAAAUAUUUUCAGAAUCUGUUUAAAAAAUCCGAAAUCUUUAUCAUUAAGUGAUUUAACUCAAGAUGACCAGAAACAGUCUACCAAAAGACCACUGUCUGCGCCUCCGGAAGCUAUAAUAUUAGACUAUUCCUGUGUAAGCCCUUCAAUUGCAUUUGACUUUUAUUUUAAUGAUUACCCACAAGUUAAUGAAGAACCACAGGUGCAAAAUAUAAAUGAAAGUACAACAGACUGUGAAACAAGUGAAGAUGAUUACGGAAAAGUUAAUGAAGGCCGAAAACGUCGUAAUAUAGCGAAAAAAGAUGAAUGGAAAAAACUUGCAGCACAAAGAAAAAGAAUGCGCGGCGAAGAAUAUUUAGGGUAUUCAAAGCCUCGAAACGAGAAAAUGCGGCAAGACCAGAUACGACCAGCUAAGCAAAUGGGUGAUGCAUGCACUUCGGACUUUUGCAGAAGAAGCAAAUUCAGAGGUUGUAAUAAUUUUGAAGAAGACACACGCAAAUCCAUUCAUAGUUACUUCUGGAAACAUCUUAAUUGGGGCGAAAGAAAAAUGUAUGUCAGAGGACUUGUAAACCGUACUAGGACUACUCAGAAAACGAAAGGUGAAGAACCUUCUCGUCGAGAGGGCACAUUAAGUUAUUUUUUGCCUAAACCAGGGAAUGAAGGUAAAAUUCAAGUUUGUAAGCAAAUGUUCUUGAAUACUCUGUCACUGAAGCCUACCACUGUUCAGCUGUGGGUAAAAGACGCUAGUUUCAAUGAGGACACAGCAAAUCAGGAGAAUAGCCAGGUAAAUAGACAAAAUGCAAAGAUGGUAGCCUUAAAUGACUAUUUUAAAAGUAUCCCAAAAAUGCCAUCACAUUAUGCUCGUAAGGAUACUAGAAAACUAUACUUGGAGCCUGUAUAUCGUACUAUAUCUGAUGUAUUUAACGCCUACAAACAACAUUGCAAUGACAUAAAUAUACCUGCUGUAUCUAGAUACACAUUUGAUAGAAGUUUUAAACAAAAUAAUUUAUCAAUAUAUACUUUGAAAAAAGAUAUGUGUGAUAUUUGUCUUGGCCAUAAUGAAGGUAAUAUUGAUGAGCAUAUUUAUCAAGAGCAUCUUAUAAAAAAAAAUAGAGCCAGGGAAGAAAAGGCAAAGGAUAAAGAGGAUGCAGCAAUGGGACAUUGCAUUUUAUUAACGAUGGACCUAGAAUCGGUUAAAGUUUGCCCUUACUCCACGGCUAGCGCUUUAUACUUUAAAACGAAAUUGACAUGCCAUAAUUUUACACUCUUUGAUUUGAUUUCACGCCAUUGCACAUGUUACUGGUUCACAGAAACGGCAGCAGACCUUACUGCGAGUACAUUCGCGUCAUUUGUGAUAGACUACUUAGAGCGCCAUUGUCUACCGAAGAAAUUGCCAAUAAUUAUUUAUUCCGAUGGUUGUACUUACCAAAAUCGGAACGUUAUAAUGGCAAAUGCGCUUUUGAACUUAAGUAUAAAGCACAAAAUCACCAUCACCCAAAAGUUCCUCGAACGUGGUCACACUCAAAUGGAGUGUGAUUCGGUUCACAGUGCGAUUGAACGGAAGCUCUCAAAUCGUGUUAUUCAUUUGCCAUGUGAUUAUGUUUCGGUAACUAAAGAAGCAAGAGCAUCAAAUCCUUACGAAGUAAUUCAGAUUGACCAUAGUUUUGUGAAAAAUUAUGCCGAUACAUCUACUUGGCUUUACAAAACUAUAAGGCCAGGACGCAAAGCUGGUGACCCUACUGUAACAGACUUAAGAGCUAUUCUUUACAACCAAGAAGACACUAUUCAAGUAAAACUACAUUUCGACCAGGAUUGGUUUGCCUUGCCACAAAGACCAAAAAGAUAUAACCCCGACGUGUCUUAUUCGACCUUAAAUGAAAAUAUGAUUCCCAUAACUGCCUCGAAGUACCAGCACCUCCAAGAGCUCAAACAAGUUCUACCAAAUGAAUGUCAUAAUUUUUAUGAUACACUGCCCCAUUUGUAGUACGUGUGUGUGUGUCAGUGUAUUUGUUGUUUGUUUCUGUUUUUACUAAAAAUUUAAAGUAUUUUUUAG
Messenger RNA from Colias croceus (clouded yellow), 2623 nucleotides. RefSeq lists its product as uncharacterized. Lineage: Eukaryota; Metazoa; Arthropoda; Insecta; Lepidoptera; Pieridae. The coding region runs from base 368 to 2554 and encodes 728 amino acids. The record is from RefSeq and is a predicted model, not a curated record. The transcript is spliced from 3 exons.